CGUGGCGUGACAGUAGCAGGUCUGUUGAACUCUGGAGGACUCCCGCUUGCGCACGGGAAGCGCGAGCGGCCUCGGCGGCAGGCGCGGAGACUCCGGGCUGACUGCGUGUCUGUGUCCCCGCAGGGCAUGGAGAGGACCGCGGCCGCGGAGCCGCUGGGUGCGGACGCGCUGCGGCGCUUCCAAGGGCUGCUGCUGGACCGGCGCGGCCGGCUGCACGGCCAGGUGCUGCGCCUGCGCGAGGUGGCCCGGCGCCUGGAGCGCCUCCGCCGGCGCUCCCUGGCGGCCAACGUGGCGGGCAGCUCGCUCAGCGCCGCGGGCGCCGUGGCCGCCAUCGUGGGACUCUCGCUCAGCCCGGUCACCCUGGGGGCCUCGCUGUUGGCGUCGGCCGUGGGGCUGGGGGUGGCCACAGCCGGCGGGGCUGUCACCAUCACGUCCGACCUCUCCCUGAUCUUUUGCAACUCGCGGGAGCUGCGGAGGGUGCAGGAGAUCGCGGCCACCUGCCAGGACCAGAUGCGCGAGAUCCUGCGCGGCCUGGAGUUCCUCUGCCGCUGGCAGGGCUGCGGGGACCGCCAGCUGCUGCAGUGCGGGAGGAACGCUUCCAUCGCCCUGUACAACUCUGUCUACUUCAUCGUCUUCUUCGGCUCACGUGGCUUCCUCAUCCCCAGGCGGGCCGAGGGUGCCACCAAGGUUAGCCAGGCCGUGCUGAAGGCCAAGAUUCAGAAACUGGCCGAGAGCCUGGAGUCCUGCACGGGGGCUCUGGACGAACUCAGUGAGCAGCUGGAGUCCCGGGUCCAGCUCUGCACCAAGUCCGGCCGUGGCCACGACCUCAGGAUCUCUGCUGACCAGCCCGCAGGGCUGUUUUUCUGAGAACACCCUUUGCCCCCAAUGACCGAGGCCAGAAACCAUCCCCAUGGGAUGCUCCCGAUUUGCAGCUCUCUCAGGAAAACACCAAGUCGGGUUAGGAGCUGAAUGCAAAGGAUGAGAAAAACUGUUCUUGACGUGGGUGGGUCCCCACAGCCCUUUUUCUCCCGUUGUUGUGACAUCCUGCCUGGGCUUGAGUGCUGGGGACUUUUCACUUGUGUCAUCCUAGUGGAGUAUGUGACCUGAAAACUCUUUUUCUUUUAUCAAAACCUUUCUGUCCCCACACAGCUGAGCACUUCCGUUUUAAAGUUAUUUAGGUGUCCCCACCUCUGCCCUCCUGUUUUGAGCUGAAGCUGGAGAGGGUGCCACCCUCUGGCUACUCUCCAAGUUCCACUAGGCUUUGAAGUCCUCAAAAUGCCUGUGAGAGGAGACACUGAUUUAAAAUCUGUCUUCCAGAGUUUCUGAUACAAAGUACUCCAGAAUCCAGAGCAAAUCAGACCCCCUCUGAACUCCGUAGGGGGUUCAGGACCCAGAGGAGGCUGUGCUGAUAUGCCGUCCCUGUCCUUUCAGCAUACUCACUCAGCUCCAGCCUGGGUAUGAGUGGCCCUUUCCUGGGUGGCUUCCUGUCCAGGCUCCAGGGACUCUGAGAGAGAAGCCAACCAACCAGUCACCUAAGUCCUGCCCCCGUCGCUUGAAGAAGCUGAGGCCAAGAAAGAGGAAGUGAUUAACAGCUUCGUUUACUGACCAAGACCUUGGGGAGAGAAGAGAGCAGUGGGUUUUGAGUUUAGACAGUCCUGGGUUUAUCAUAGGUUUUGUCACCACUCUGUGAGCUUGGCCACCUAUCUCUCUGACCUUCUGUAAAACAGAGAUGAUUAAAAACCUCACCCUGUUGUGAGGUGCUAAGUGAAACAAAGUGCCUAGCACGGCGUGUGGCCCACAAAACGUGGUCCCUGAAUUGUCAAAUUGGCAUCAUGCAGGAGCUUGUUAGAAAGGCAAAUUCUUGGACUCGACCUCUGAUUUAUGGAAACAGAAACUGUGGAUGUUGGGCCCAGCAACGUGAGUUUAAACAAGUUCUCUGAGUGAUUCUGAUGCACAUUAAGGUUGGAAAAUCACUGCCACAAAACGUUAAUUUCUGGUCCCCUCAGUGAGCCUUCACAAAGUCUCACAGCUUCUCUAGGGACUCCAUGGUCUUCUGAGUCAUUCACAGAAGGUCAGGGACAGGCUGUGUCCCAGAAGCCAAAGAAAGAAAGAACGUGUGUGUGUGUGUGUGUGUGUG
Molecule: messenger RNA, 2137 nt
Organism: Propithecus coquereli (Coquerel's sifaka)
Lineage: Eukaryota; Metazoa; Chordata; Mammalia; Primates; Indriidae
Gene: APOLD1
Product: apolipoprotein L domain containing 1
Exons: 1
Coding region: 127-867 (246 amino acids)
Biological process (GO): lipid transport; lipoprotein metabolic process
Cellular component (GO): extracellular region; membrane
Molecular function (GO): lipid binding
Source: RefSeq, a predicted model, not a curated record